This is a messenger RNA of Musa acuminata subsp. malaccensis (wild Malaysian banana), 2212 nucleotides long. RefSeq names its product H/ACA ribonucleoprotein complex subunit 4-like. The record is from RefSeq and is a predicted model, not a curated record. Lineage: Eukaryota; Viridiplantae; Streptophyta; Magnoliopsida; Zingiberales; Musaceae. Gene Ontology annotation, biological process: mRNA pseudouridine synthesis; box H/ACA sno(s)RNA 3'-end processing; rRNA pseudouridine synthesis. Gene Ontology annotation, molecular function: RNA binding; pseudouridine synthase activity. Gene Ontology annotation, cellular component: box H/ACA snoRNP complex.
CCGCUCCAGUCCAUCCAUCCCGCCUCAUUCUUCUAACCCUAAACCCCUACCCUCGCCCGCCGCCAAUGUCAUCUCCGUCUCCCACCGCCAACGAUAACAAGAAGAAGAAGAAAAACAAGGACGACCAGAAGUCCGCCGCCAAUGGCGGCAUCGAGCGCACCUCCCUCCCCUUGCUCCCCGCCGCUUGCUUUGGUGGAGACCAGGACAAGGACUACUUUAUCAAACCCCAAUCUUUCACCCCGGCCGUCGACACCUCGACGUGGCCGAUCCUCCUCAAGAACUACGACCGCCUCAAUGUCCGCACCGGCCACUACACGCCGCUCCCCGCCGGGCACUCCCCUCUGAAGCGGCCGCUCGCGGAGUACCUCCGCUACGGCGUCCUCAACCUCGACAAGCCCUCCAACCCUUCCUCCCAUGAGGUGGUCGCUUGGAUCAAACGCAUCCUCCGCGCUGAGAAGACUGGCCACAGCGGCACCCUGGACCCCAAGGUCACCGGCAACCUCAUCGUCUGCGUCGACCGCGCCACCCGCCUUGUCAAGUCCCAGCAGGGCGCAGGCAAGGAGUACGUCUGCGUCGCCCGCCUUCACUCCGCUGUCCCCGACGUCGCCAAGGUCGCUCGCGCCCUCGAGACCCUCACCGGUGCCGUCUUCCAGCGGCCCCCGCUCAUCUCCGCCGUCAAGCGUGAGCUCCGCAUCCGGACCAUCUACGAGAGCAAGCUGCUUGAGUACGACCCCGACCGGCACCUGGUUGUCUUCUGGAUUUCCUGCCAAGCCGGAACCUAUGUUCGUACCCUCUGCGUCCAUCUCGGUCUGAUCCUUGGCGUCGGAGGGCACAUGCAGGAACUGCGGCGGGUCCGCUCGGGGAUCCUUGGCGAGAAGGAUAACAUGGUGACCAUGCACGAUGUGUUGGAUGCCCAGUGGAUGUAUGACAAUUUCAAGGAUGAGAGCUACUUGAGACGGGUGGUGAUGCCAUUGGAAGUGCUGCUCACCAGCUACAAGAGGCUCGUUGUCAAGGACUCCGCAGUCAAUGCCAUUUGCUAUGGAGCAAAGCUGAUGAUUCCUGGACUGCUGAGAUUUGAGAAUGAUAUUGAGGUUGGGGAGGAAGUUGUGCUGAUGACCACAAAGGGUGAAGCCAUCGCUUUGGGGAUUGCCGAUAUGACUACAGCAGUUAUGGCAACUUGUGAUCAUGGAUCGGUUGCAAAAAUAAAAAGAGUGGUGAUGGAUCGGGAUACCUACCCAAGGAAGUGGGGUCUGGGGCCAAGAGCACUAAUGAAGAAGAAGAUGAUCGCAGAAGGUCUGCUAGACAAGCAUGGGAAGCCGAAUGAGAAGACACCAGCUGAAUGGCUCAGGAAUGUGGUGUUACCAACCGGUGGAGAUUCAAUGGUUGCCAGCCUUGCUGCAGCACCAGAGUCUGUGGUGCAGAAGGAAGAGGUAGUGUUUGAAGUGGUGAAAGAGAAGAAGAAGAACAAACACAAAGAUGGCACUUAUAAUGAUGACGAUGGUGAACGGCGGAAACGGAAGUUGGAGGAUGCCGGAGAAGUUCCUCCUGUUAAGAAGGUAAAGAUCGAGGGACUUCAAGAUGCUAUACUUGGUGCUGAAGCAAAGAAGGUGAAGGACGAGGUUGAGGAAGCACUCGAGGAGGAGAGGAGCGAGAAGAAGAAAAAGAAGGAUAAAGAGAGAGAAGCAGAGGAAUUAGCUGAUGGAGAGAAGAUUGUAGAGAAGGUAAAAAAGGAAAAGGGCACCAAAGACGAAGGCAAAGCAGGUCCCUCUGAUGAAGAGAAAUCUAUGGAGAAAAAAAAGAAAAAGAAGAAGAAAAGUGAAGAGGUCAUUGACAGUAAAGAAAACAAAGUGGUGGAGAAAAAAGUGAAAAAGAAAGAGAAAAAGAAAAAGAACUACGAAGCAGAGGAAACAUCAGCAUGACGAAGCAGAUCAUGUUAUUUGGGGAUGCCACUAAAGUGUUUCAGUUGAACUGCCUAUGGUCAUUUAAUUGUGGUAUAUGCACACAGAUCUGUUUCUUAUUCUUGCAAAUCAGAUUUAUAUGAUGUAAGGCACAUGUUAAGCGCCAUGGGUUUCGGCUUAUACCUAUUUGCCUUCCAUUUUUCUUUAUGAAGAAUUUGUACGAUUGAAGAGAGCAAAUCACAUGAAGAUGUCUAAAGCCUCUGUUUUGUACUUUUUAAUUAAUUGCUGAUAACUCAUGUUCUAAUUUCCUAGCA